CAGUUAUAGCUGACUCCUGAGUAGAAUCGUGUGUUAGAAAAUGGAUAUUUCGCAGCAAUUUCCAUCUAUUCCUUGGUGCAAACCAGAUUGGAGCUACCCGAGUAUGGAUAAGGAUAUGAAUGAAUUAUUACGACAGUGCAUUGAUAUCCCGAUCUUUGAACCGACUGAUGACAUCAAUGUAAUCACAGAAAAAAGCAAACAGUUCCCAAUACCGUUCCCUAUUGAGACGAUGAGACUAGCAACACUAAGAGAAAGAAGGCCAAUAGAACGAUUAAAGAGUAACAUAGUAUCAACAUAUCCCGUUGUCCACGAAAGAGUUCUGCUAUUGAUGACACGUUUUCUUAUUUAUAAAAGAGAGUUUGGUUCACCAGUAGAGAAGGACUUGUACACAAAUAUGUCUAUCCCGGAGUUUGUCGAUAGAUUGUUAAAGAAGCGAGCCAUUUCAUUUUUCAGCAGAUUGGAUUCCUAUACACUACUUACUGGUGAAACUGGCGAUGAUGGGUGGGAACAAGUAGGUACAUCACAAGAAAUAGAACCAUUAAAACUGGACAAUUGCCUGAGCUACGAUGAGAUGAAGCUGUCAGCUAUGUUAUAUAUCAGUGGACACACUGAAUGUAUCAAUGAUGGGAGUAGACGCAAUGUUGGAGUCGUUGAUGAAGGAAAUAUUGAGGAGAAUGCUGUUAUUAUUGGUCUAAUUGGUCCUCGCUUCGUGCGAAUCGGACGCAUGGACUACGAAGACAUACUCAUAACAGUAAAACAGAACACCAUAAGUAAUGGUUACGGUGAGGAAGUUACAUCGGAAUCAUGUUUGGAUGUACUGACUAAAUAUUUUAGCAAUAACCAAACAGCGAAACAUAUGUGGAGGCAGAUUUGGGCCGAAUUCUAUCAAGUACACAGCCACAUAUAUAAAGAAUUAAACUCACAUGUACCGGACAGUUCCGAAGACAAACAUCUACAACACUAUGUUAGGCUUCCUUCGGUCAUGAUCUUCGAUAACGAGGUGUAUUACAAGCGUGUAAGUGUGUUAGCUGAAUCAGCGCUCAUAGAAGGAGACGCGAGGGGCAGGGAGGCGGGGAGAGAUGUGUUUCUCAAUGUCAUUGGAUGUGGUCUAGGCGAUUGGUUGAUAAGUUACCACCAAAAUGAUGUUUAUGUGCUAACUUUUUUGGAACGAAUCCGUGCUCUGUUAAAGCGGGAUUUGCUAAAGCACGUUUCUGAUGUCAACUUUUCCUAUAUUACACCUGUUAAGGUGGUAAUGGAUAUAUUUACAAACAGGACAGACUCAGAAAAAUUGUCGGAAGAGAAACGAAUAUUCAUUGAAUGUAAAAACCAUCCCAGGGGUGGUAUUAACGUGCAAAUAGAGAGACGGGAGCCAUCGGCCAAAUUAAUUGGCGAACAUGCCGGGAAACUAUUAGUUCUGACAUAUCCUUGGGAUAGUAACGCCCAUCCUGGAAAUGACUUCUGGAUGGGCAGCUUAAAAAGUUCUGGUGACCCGGCUGCGGCUUGUUCGACUCAAGUUGCCGAGUUACAUAACGCCCAUAUCAACCCGGCUGUUAGUGGAUAUAACUUGCGAGUUAUAGGACGAAAUGGCCUUAAAACUCUGUCUGAAUACUGCUUAACCUUGACGUCCAGUUCUGUUGAUGUUGAUGCUGAGAUAUAAACACUAAAGUUUAAUGUGUAGUGUGUGUGUGAAACCUAUACUUGAUUGACGUCACACAAUGGGUUCACUGAAAAUCAGUGUUGUGCUCAUAAUGAAUGUAUUUAUGGACACAACUAUAACUGAGUGGACUCCAGUUUUGGAAGACCAGUGCCACAUUUAGUAUUGCUUUUUUUUCUUUUGUAUAUAGUAAGUUAAGUAUUAAGAUUAAGCAAAUAUUUUGUUUUCAUUAACUUUUUUUAUGUGAAUGUGUCAGUUUUUCUUCCAUAAUAAAUUAUUUUCAUUUCAUUUCAUCUUGGGUGUUGAACGAGACUCAGCCGACACGCCCGCUAAGUAACACUAAUUAGGGUAAAGUCGGCUCAAGACUAAGGCUGAAAUUUAUAAAGCGUACUUAGACUGUGCUCAGACCAUACUUACGUAAAACUUAGCCGAGUGUAAGCUUAGCAUAACCUUUGAUUUCUUUUUUAUAGUCGUUUUAUUUGACAACUGACAUUAUACUGAGCUUAGGCUAAGACAGCCCAAUGCAAAAGUCAAGUUCGCAUUUUAUCACACUUAGCUAUAAGAGACGUGCAGUCAUUGAUAUAAAAGGCAAAAAAGGCAUUUAUUUUCUCAAAAUUGAUUCCUUUAGAAUCCUUUUUGAUGUCAUUUCUAAUAUACUAGAUACUACUACCGCUUCGGAAACAAAUGGCGCUCUGAGAGACAAGAAGCGGCGCAAGAAACUCUCCCAGCAUUUUUUUUUUGCGCGCUUUUCAAUAAAAAUAGACAAUAUUGUACAGUCAUUUCUAUCGCUAUAAAAUAAUCAUAAUCUAGUCCUAGGCUGUCCGAUCAUGUAGAUUCAGCUGUGGAGUAGUAGGAUUUAAGACAGAGCCAUUUUUAAUAAAAUAUUUAAAUUUAUUUAUAGAUAAUGCCUGAACAGUGGCUGAGACUUAUAAAAGUAUAUACAUUUACCCUUAAAGCUAUUAUGUAUCUUAUGUAACCUACUAGAUUUAGUUACAAGCAAUCCCUUAUUUCUAGUGUUAUAAUAAUGAAAAUCACUAUUAAGAGCAAAAAGGUGACGAUUUUUGUGAACGUAUAUUAAAUUUUCAUAAAAAUACUGACAAUGAACAGUCAUAAUAUUUAUUUCAGUCAGAAUGUCUAUAACCAAGCUGAUAUAUAUCACGAACAGCUCUCUUUUGCAGAGCAAACACUAUAUCAAUGUCAGCAGCAUGACCCUAUUAUGACAUGACCCUAUAUUGACAGAUUAGCGUUAUAAUCUUGUAAAAAACAGAGAUAGCCGAAAUCCACUACGGUUUAAGCAACUGUUCGCUUUCAAACUUAGCUGAAUUAUACUUCCUCGCCAUAGUAUUGUCAUCACUAUUACAAACUUAUGUCAAAUACACUGCAAGUUUCAUACUAAACUAAAUUUCAAUUUUAACUCUAAGCAGGUCCGCCUCUUAUUACCUAGGUACCUAGUAUUUACAUCCUCUUUGGAUUCGACAUUCAGGAUAUUUUUAAAUAUAGGUAACGUUUUCAUUUAAAGUCAACAUAAUUCAUAUUUUUAGGGUUCCGUAGCCAAAUGACAAAAAACGGAACCCUUAUAGAUUCGUCAUGUCUGUUUGCCUGUCUAUCCGUCCGUAUGUGACAGCUACUUUUUUCCGAAACUAUAAGAACUACACUGUUGACACUUGGUAUGUAGAUGUAUUCUGUGAACCGCAUAAAGAUUUUCACACAAAAUAGAAAAAAAACAAUAAAUUGUAGGGGUUCCCUAUACUUAGAACUGAAACUCAAAAAUGUUUUUUCAUCAAACCCAUACCAAUCUAUGGAUAGGUGUUCAAAAAUGAUAUUGAGGUGUGAUUUUUUUCUAAACUAAAUAGUUUUUAAAAUUUACAUUUUGUUUAGUUCACUUAUUACGUAAGUUUUGUAGUAAAAUAUAAUGGCAUACUUUAUCGAAGGCACCACUGAAAUCUGUGUAUUUUGUCACUUUUUGUCAACAUUUUCAAUAAGAUCGGUCAGAAAACUUAAAAUCAUCGUAUUGCGGCGUGGUUAUUUGUCAAAUCACAUGAAAAUUGUCCUUCUUAUUUUUAAAUAAGUAUAUUAAUAGAAAGAGAAAAAAUACCUUAUUUAUUAUAAUAAUUUCCGUCCUAUAUGUACAUUUAUAUUAUGUUUCUAUGUAAUUAUAAAUAACGUGCUAAAUUCAGUUAUAUUUUAAAUAUAAUAAAAUAAAUAAAAUAAAAAAUAAAUAAAAUAUAAUAAAAUAAAAAUUAA
Molecule: messenger RNA, 3898 nt
Organism: Leptidea sinapis
Lineage: Eukaryota; Metazoa; Arthropoda; Insecta; Lepidoptera; Pieridae
Exons: 12
Coding region: 41-1657 (538 amino acids)
Source: RefSeq, a predicted model, not a curated record